Molecule: messenger RNA, 1446 nt
Organism: Toxotes jaculatrix (banded archerfish)
Lineage: Eukaryota; Metazoa; Chordata; Actinopteri; Toxotidae
Gene: atraid
Product: all-trans retinoic acid-induced differentiation factor
Exons: 7
Coding region: 30-725 (231 amino acids)
Biological process (GO): positive regulation of osteoblast differentiation
Cellular component (GO): intracellular membrane-bounded organelle
Source: RefSeq, a predicted model, not a curated record
GUACGAUCAUGUGACUUCAGUCGACGAAAAUGAAAGCUGGGUGCAGCCAGCUGGAACCUGUGGUGGUUAUAUUGAUCUUUAAUUUAUGUUUUUACUCGAGUUAUCAGGUGACUGAGCUGCAGGUAUGUAAGCUCUGCGGCGGGCAGGUCCUAAAUGGCACCGCGUUGGGCCAGUUUUGCUCCGCAUCCGCUGGACGGAUAGACGGGCGCUGCUGCCUGAGAGACGACAACACAACCGACCCUGAACACAUCAUCGGGUUGGAUCUAUCCAACUGUUCACUGACUCACAUAGAGGAUCUUCAUGAGGCAUCAACAGCGUUCAUGAUAGACCUCUCACUUAAUCCCAUUGUCAACAUCAGUGACACAGCAUUUCAGGGAUUUACUGACUUAAAUUACAUGAUUUUGCCAGGAGACAUAGUUUGUCCAGGAGGCAACACAUCUUGGUCAAAGGUGGAGGUCAGAGAGGGAAAUCGUAUUUGUGAAGGCCAGAGAAGCAUGUGCAAUCAGACUGGACAGCUGUCCAUGAACUGCCCGGAGAACUCCCUUUGCGCCCCCUAUGGUCCCGGCUUCUUUGAGUGCAGCUGUGCUGACAACUAUCAUGGAUACAAGUGUCUUCGAGAGGGGGAGUUCCCUGUUCUCAUGGUGUUUGGGCCUCUUGGGGCAUCUACAGUCGUGAUCUCUUUUCUGCUGUGGGUCACCCAGAGACGUAAGGCCAAGUCACUCUGAGGCUGCGCUGCAGUAUCUUCACCUGCAGUGAUCUACUGAGCUGAAACUGACUGUUCUGAAUGGAAAAUGCUGAUACAAUGCCUGAGGUGACCCCCAGGCUUCUUUUAGACGUUUUAUUUUAUUUUAUUUAUGUUACACCUUUCUGGGGCAGCUGUGUUUUACUUAGGGGACUUUCUAAGUCUGACAUUAUACUUUUAUUACCACUGCAUCAUUAGUGCAAUUUUAGAGAAAGGAUUUUCCCCAUGUUUUAAAUUAAUUAUUUUUCAUUUGUCAUUGCCACUAUUAAAACUUUAAGUAAAUGUCGCUGACUGACAAAAUAUUAAGUUACAUUCUGAACCUUUGCUCCCUGCUAACUGUGCCAAACAUGUACUGACAGACUGAGUUCACAUAGUGGAACUUGUUACAUAUCUUUUAAGCACAUUUGAAGGGAAUUGUAAAUUUUGGCAAACUGUUUACUGCAUGUUGAAUAUGUACUUCACUCAGAGGAAAAUAAAAAAUAAAAAGCUAGGUUCACUACAUGAAUCAUCAUGGUGACCAUCAAAAUUUCAAGCUUAGUUGAGCUUUCGAGUUUUUCUGUAUUAGAAUGAAACGAGACUCAGGAUGUCGCGCACCUUUUAUUGAGUUAUACUGCGGUAUUUUGCUAAACGCAGUGAGCUUGUCUUCAUGCCCUUUGUUCAUAAGUCACAUGUAACUUUGAAAAUGUCUUGAUGCUGACGGGUGA